CAGUGACUGGAUCGACCAGUCUGCCCUCCCUCUCUUCCGACGCAUCUUCACACCGCCCAACGCUCGCAUACAUAUUGCUUGUCUGCCCCCUUGUCUUUGCCCAGACAGCCAUAGACAGCCUUGCACACUCUUCAACACACGCACACGGCAAGACAAGAGAUCAGCGGCAACACAAUGGCGAGGACAGACAAGAACCCGUUCCGCCAAGGCUCGAGCGAGCAGCCGACGCGGGCGUCGACCGAGUCGUUUGAGCACAUCCCUGCCCCGGGCCAGCGCGGUGGCUCUGGCUCUGGUGCGCCGACGCCCGGCACUGCGACGCCCGCGACCAACGACAGCAACAAGAAGGCGCGCCUCAUCUACGCCAAGUCGCACGUCGCUAUCCACCCGACGCAGCUGAAGCGCGACAACAUCUCGGGCAUGCUCGGCCUCGUCGAGGUGGACCGCGACGUGCCCCGCAACCCUGGCGACACGUCCGACCACGGCGCGCGCGCCCGCUCAGCGACAGCCAAGGAGAUCCUCGUCGUUUGGGUCCCCGACGAGCUGUUCAUGCGCAUGUCGAGCGAGGACCAGCAGAGUUAUCUGCUCGUUGAGGGCCGCCCGACCGGCACGCCGACCGAGGAAGACGGCUACGUGUUUGUUUCGGUCCCCGCGCCGAGGGGAGAGAAAUAUGCCUUCUCCAUCCCGGUCACCAACAUCUACAGCAUCUUAGUCUAUCCUCCCAGCCUGUCACAUUGGUACGGCUCUGCCACUUUCAACCUGCAGGGAGGUGUCUCCCUCCCAACCCUCUUCUUCCACGAUGACCAAACACCUCUGGUGACUACCCCAAGAUCCUCGGACCCUCCCACCCCACCUUGGGGCUUCCCUCCCUUCCUCAACGUCCUCCGUCAACACGCAACCCUCCUCCGCUCCCGCCUCAUCACGGCGAGCAACAACCGCGGAGGCGAGCUUUGGCUCAUCAACCCCAGCCGCGCAGACCGCGAAGUUCACGAGGCAGGCUACGAGGAACCCCGCCGGUCUGGUACUGAAGAGGAGCAGCAGCAAAACUACCCACCGCACCUGCAGUACCCAAGUCUCGUUGCUGCUGUCGGCACCGCUUCGCCGCGCGAGUCACUCCUUGUCGGUUUGUCGAGCAUCACCAACAUCGCAAGGCACACUGCCCAGAAUGUUCUCAACCACCCGUUAGCCAAGCCUGUCGUGCCUCAUCUUCCUCCGGCCUUCCGCAGCCUGGUGAACGCGCCGGGAGAGUGGGAGAACUCGUCCCGCCUCACUCCCAAGCUUGGCUCCCAGAGAGCCCCCGACGUUGCCAGCGAGUUUGAGUCGGCCAGACUGUACCUCGCUCGUUGGGCUCGCGUUGUUGCCGAGGAGGGCGAGAAGUCGCGCCGCGAUGAGCUGGCAGCGCAGGCCGGCCGGCCGGGCUCGGAGAGCGGCACCGACGAGACUUCUCUGGGGAUCUUCUCGGUGAUUCCCCACGCCUCGAGGGGUCCAGCUCCCAAGACCACCAGGACUCCCAACCACCCGAUCACGGCCGCCGACUGGGCCGAGUUCAUCGAGGAGGGCAGGGACGAGCUCUUCGUCCGUCGCGAGAUCUUCCGCCGAGGGUUCACCGACAGUCCCGAGCCCGAGCAGCAGGCUACGCGCCGUGAGGGCUGGGAGGUGCUGCUCGGUGUUGUGCCCUGGGACGUUGGAGGUAUCACCACGGGCCCUGGAGCCCGCGACCACCGCGAAGCCGCGCGUGAGACUCUUCUCCAGGACAAGAGGAUCGAGUAUGUCACCCUGCUUUCGGGCUGGAGGGAGAAGACCAACAGUGGCGAGGCGCCCGAGGCAUGGCGCGAGGAGUGGCACCGAAUUGACGUCGACUGCCGACGUACAGAUCGCCAACAGCCCCUCUACUCAGUUACGCCCGAGGUUGCUCAGGCUGGAAACGAGGAGAAGGAGGGAGGUGGCGCCGGCUCUGACAUCUGGGGCGAGCACGACAAGGAGGAGGAGGGCGGACAUGCGUCCUUGAAUCCCCACAUCGCGGCUCUCCGCUCUGUGCUCAUGACGUAUCAUGUCUACUCUCCCGAGCUCGGAUAUGUCCAAGGCAUGUCCGACCUCCUUAGCCCCAUCUACUACGUGUUUGACGCCAACGAGGCCGACGCCUUCUGGGGCUUGGUCGGCGUGAUGAAGAUGAUGGAAUCGCACUUCCUCCGCGACCAGAGUGGCAUGCGAAGGCAGCUCAGCACUCUCCAGCAGCUUGUCCAGCUCAUGGACCCUGAGCUCUACGCUCAUCUGGAACAGACGGAAGCGCUCAACCUCUUCUUCGUCUUCCGCUGGAUUCUCAUCUCGUUCAAGCGCGAGUUCAAGUUUGAGAACGUCAUCAAGCUGUGGGAGGUUCUGUGGACCAACUACUACUCGACCAACUUUGUGCUUUUCAUCACGCUGGCUGUGCUCCACAGCCACCGCGACGUCAUCUUGCGCUACCUCACCGAGUUUGACGAGGUGCUCAAGUAUGCCAAUGAUUUGAGUGGAACCAUCGACCUCGACACGACCCUUGCCCAAGCCGAGGUGCUCUUCCUCAGCUUCCGCUCGAUCGUCGAGGAGAUUGACCAGGAGGCUGGUGAGGGCGGUCACAGCGAGCUUCGCAACCGGCACGGUAAUGAAUCUUCGGAGGCUGGGCCGUCAGCGUCGUCCUCGACGGCGGUGGAGGCACGACCUGCACGCCGAACCAUCAGCCCCGAGCUGCGCGAGUUGCUUGUCUCGUGGCAGCCAACACCCGCAGCUGUCCCAGAAGACAACGGCCCACCCUCGCCCGCAUCUCUGCUCUAGACACACGUGCUUGCUGCUGCCUCCGCUGUUGUAACUGUACUGUAUGCUACUAGAUCCAUUCCGUUGGUA
This is a messenger RNA of Vanrija pseudolonga, 2874 nucleotides long. RefSeq names its product GTPase-activating protein GYP7 (gene GYP7). Gene Ontology annotation, biological process: activation of GTPase activity. NCBI's taxonomy places the organism in Eukaryota, Fungi, Basidiomycota, Tremellomycetes, Trichosporonales, Trichosporonaceae. The transcript is spliced from 11 exons. The record is from RefSeq and is a predicted model, not a curated record. Gene Ontology annotation, molecular function: GTPase activator activity. The coding region runs from base 175 to 2805 and encodes 876 amino acids.